This is a messenger RNA of Cyprinus carpio (common carp), 12751 nucleotides long. RefSeq names its product trinucleotide repeat-containing gene 6C protein-like. The transcript has 23 exons. Gene Ontology annotation, biological process: positive regulation of nuclear-transcribed mRNA poly(A) tail shortening; miRNA-mediated post-transcriptional gene silencing. Gene Ontology annotation, cellular component: P-body; nucleoplasm. Gene Ontology annotation, molecular function: nucleic acid binding; protein binding. The record is from RefSeq and is a predicted model, not a curated record. NCBI's taxonomy places the organism in Eukaryota, Metazoa, Chordata, Actinopteri, Cypriniformes, Cyprinidae.
CACCCACUGGAGUUGAGCUGCACGUCUGCUGUGUUGAUGCCGAACAAAAUGGCUGCAGAGGCUUGAUCCCGACUCGACACUCUCAGCGCUUUCUCCGGACACUCCGCACUUAUCCCUGGAUAUUUCCACUGUCGUUUUAAAAGCAUCUCUGGAUUUCUCCACACGACUGCAGCCAGACUGCUCGCCACAUCGCUCGCUAUCUUUAUUUUUGCACUUUAAUGAAGCAGCUCGCAUCGUAUAAUUUCAUGUCAGUCUACCAGACAGUAACGUUAGCAGCUUCAAACUGCCCUCUUCUUCAUCUUGCACCGUAGAUGAGAAGCUAUUUCUGAUGACCAAUUUAUGCCACUGUAAUUGACAAACUGCCUCGCUGAUUUAAUGUAUUUUAUUCCUGUCUUUUCGAGGGUAUUUAUAUGUUAUGGAAAUGUCAUGUGCUGUUUUUCCAGCAUGCAUGCAUCUAUAAUCUCCAUCAGAGCCCAAAGCUCUGAGUCUGCAUAGAAAUUUCACAACAGUCCUUUUCCCUUUGCAUACUGAAUUUUGCGUUUAUUUUCGUUCUGCUGCCUUUUUUGGACUCUUUCAGCUGCGCAUUCAGUACAGUGUUACUUGGGUCUGUCUGUUUUUACGGGUACUUUUUUUUUUUCGGAAAAAAAUAAGCCUUUUAUACCGCUGUACAACAUGCAACACUUUUUUAAAGAAAGCUGCCAAAGCUCGACUUGUGAACAAAAAGCUGAGAGAAGCUGAACAUCACGAGGAGAGAACCAUUUGAUGGAAGAAAAGAAAAAGAAAAAGCAAGAAGAAGAGACAAAGAAGGAUACUGCGCAGAAAACGGAUACUGAACAGAAAACCAAAGUGCCAGACUCUGUUAAAUCCAAUCCCAGCAUCCUUUCAAGCCCCAUUCUGACCUUGAACCUGCCUGUACCCUCUGCUGCCACCACCAGCAAUGGCAAGCGUAGCCCUUGUAAUUCCCUACAACAGCAGUUACCUCCAUUACAGCAGCCCAGUCCCCGAUAUGUGCCCAGAGAGGUUCCUCCACGCUUCCGACAGCAGGAGCAGAGGCAGCUACUGAAGAGGGGUCAACCUUUACCUACAGGCGCCCUGAACCCGACCUCUGCUUGCACUCAGUCCGGGGUCAUCUCCCCUCCCGAGACGCCCACCAGCAAACGGCACACGGGACUUCCUCAUCAAAGUGGACUGGGAGCCCAGCAUGAGAAUUGUCUUUGGAGCAUCCCAGUCAGCAAAAGCAACAGCAGCAACCGGGAUAAAGUGAUUAUUAACUGUAACGACACUGACACUUGGCCUUCCGAUACAUACAGCAAGAGCCACCAGACACCAGAAUGCACCUUGAACGCUGAAUGCACAUCAGAGGUCGUCAGCAACAGUAGCAGCACUAUUAUGGCUACAGGAGCUAGCCAGCAGGGUCAUUACCCAUUCAGCAAAGCCAGCAUUAAUCUCUCUUCUAGUAUGGUCUCUAGUCAAAGUGGCCCUACCAGGGGCUGGGUCUCAGAGGGAAAAACUGACUUGUCCAUGGGCAGUAGAGGGCAGUCCAACUGGGGUGCCUCUAAUCUGAACCUAAAUCCCAGUGCCAACCCUGCUGCUUGGCCAGCACUUGGACAUGAGGGUCCUGGGGUAGGGUCAUGCCCUAGUAGCAUGGUUUGCUCAAAUCAACUUUCGCUCAAUAUGUGUGGCCAAGGAGGAGUGGCACCACCUCAUGGCACCAAUGGAAAUGGUAGCAUUGGUUGUGUCAAUGGAAACCUUGUAGGGGACUGUGCAUGGGGCAACCCGGAUGUACCAGAACAGCAUCAGUCACCCACAAAUGUAUCUUUCAACAUGAAACCUCCUAACCUUAAAACUGAUGGACCAAAUAACACUAAACCAGAGCCAAUGAGUCCAGUGAACAGCUGGAGAGGAAACCUCAGUCAGUCACCUACUGAGCCCGAAGAUGGAACUGCCUUCUGGGGCACCGGCGAUGCCAAAAAUGUAGAAUCAAAGGACUCAGGCUGGGAUUCUGCAGGCGUCUCCUCUUGGGGGCAGGGAGGAGCUAGCAGUGGUGGCGGCUGGGGUGAAUGGGGCAAACAACCUAGCACUGAAGGUACAGGAUGGGAUGUGAAUGAUGGUCCUUCCCAGGACCAUAUGAGUUCCUGGGGCCCUGAUACUCCAGCAAGUGAGGGCAGCAGGGACAGUAGUGAGGGCCACCCAAGAAGAAGAGAAAGGUCCUCAAGUGAUGAUUUGGCCCCUUUGCUCCCAAGGCAGGACUUGGACCCACGUGUCCUCUGCAACACAGGCUGGGGACAGACUCCAGUUCGCCAACACACUGUUUGGGAAAUGGAAGAAAGUCCAGACAAAAAGAAUGGUCCAGGGACUGAGGUCUGGGGGUCUUCCUCCAACACACCUUCAGCUGGACCUGCACCACCUCCUCCUGGAUGUGCCAGUCCCAACCUCAGUGUACCUCCUAGAAUGGAGACAAGCAAGAGCGAGGGAUCUUGCAGAGCCAUACCAAAUGCAGGCUGGGGAGGAUCAGUCUCAGCCUCUUCUCAGCCUAACAGUGGAUGGGGGGAACCUCCUGCAAAUAAAAAGGUUCCCAAUGGAUCCCAGUGUGGCUGGGGUGAUCCUGUUGCUGAAGGUCCUAAUACCAAUGGCUGUAAUGGCCAAUCCUGGGCUGAGGAAAAGUCCCCUAGCUGGGAUGAUGGUACUUCUCAGAAGAAAAAACAAGGUUGGGGUGAUGGAACCAAAACUUUCUCAGGCUGGGGAAGUAGUGGCAGUGGGAAUAGUGGAGAGUGGGGUGACCCUUCAGAAAUGCGAAAGAAUGGCUCUGGAAGUUCCUCUUGGGACCCUGACAACAGAAACUGGAAAGAAACACAGAGAGGAUGGGGUAAAGCAGCACCAGCACAGGGUGGUAGUUGGGGUGAUGCUCAACAUUCCAAUGGUUCAGCCCAAGGUUGGGGUGGAAAACUUCAGGAAUCCACAUGUGGCAACGGUGGAGCUGGAGGCAUAGGAUCAUGGGGCAACCCAAAUUCUGUGAAACAGAGCAACUCUGGCUGGACAUCAGGAGGGCAACAGGAGCCGGGAGAUGAGGCCACAGGCUGGGAAGAACCCUCCCCUUCUUCUAUUCGUCGCAAAAUGGAAAUUGAUGAUGGGACUUCCACCUGGGGUGACCCCAGUGCUUACAGCAAGAGUGUAAAUAUGUGGGACAGGAAUAACUCCCAAAAUCAUCCAGGAACCAGCAACAGUGGCAACAGUAAUAGCCUCACUGGGACAAACAACAAUAGCAAGCCUCACCAACACCACAGCCAAGGUCCCACUCAGAACCAUGUCAGUGGUAGCAACAACAAUGGAUCACCCAAUCAAGGUGAAUCUCCUCUCAACAGAAUUCCCGUGGUGAACCCAGGCUGGGGAGAGCCUGGUAAUGUACAGCCAAACUCAGAACCCUCUUCAUGGGGUGAGCCAGCCAAUUCUAACUCUUCUGUGGACAAUGGAACUUCAACUUGGGGCCAGCCCUCUAGGGGCUGUGGGCGAUGGGGUGAAGGUGGCCAUGACUCCAAUGGACCUUAUGGCAGAGGAAAUGCACCUGCUGGAUCAGGCUCCUGUCAGGAAGGUCCAAAAUCUAUGCAAGAUGGCUGGGGAUCAGGAGGGGAAGAGAUUGGCAUGAACACUGGCCAAUGGGAUGCUGAUGAUGGUGACAUGUGGAACAGUCCUACAUCCCAAGAUUCCUCUUGUAACUCCUGGAGUCAAUCCAAGAAAGGCCCACAAAGGUAAUAUUGCUAUUGUUUGAUCUUUACAGGGCAAGUCUCCAACAGGCAGGAUGAUGUUUGGAUUAUGACCAGACUUAUCAAACAGCUUACAGAUAUGGGUUUUCCAAAGGAUCCUGCAGAAGAAGCCCUAAAGAGCAACAAUAUGAAUCUGGAUCAGGCCAUGAGCGCUUUGUUGGAGAAGAAAACUGAGCUGGACAAACGGGGGAUGGGCAUGUCAGACUACAGUAAUGGAAUGAAUAAGCCCAUGAUGUGCCGACCCACAAACCUCUCCAAAGACCCCUCAAUGGAUCGUGCCCCCUUCCUAGACAAGGAUGGUAGGCUGUCAGAUGAUGCUUCAACCUCACAGUUUAUGCCUUCUCCUGGCCUCAAGCUCCCACUGGCCAAUAGCAGCAUCCCUAGCCACGGAUUGGGUGGGGUCUCCUCUGGCCUGUCCAUGCAAAACUUGAACAACAGACAGAUGCAGAAUGGAAUGUUCGGCACUAAUGGAGCAGCACAAACUCGGGUCAUGCAGCAGCAGGCCCCGCCCCCUCAGCCACCAGUGCCACCUCUUAGCUCCGCCCAGCCUACUCUACGUGCUCAAGUGCCUCAGCUUCUCAACCCUCAGGUUCAAGCACAGCUCUUACAGUUUGCGGCAAAAAACAUUGGACUGAAUCCUGCACUUUUAACCUCACCAAUAAAUCCUCAACAAAUGACCCUGCUGUACCAACUACAACAACUGCAGGUGGCGUAUCAGCGUUUGCAGAUUCAGCAUCAAAUGAUGCAGGCUCAACGUAAUGUCUCUGGUCCCAUCAAACAACAAGAGCAACAAGUUGCACGUACAAUCACAAACAUGCAGCAGCAGAUUCAGCAGCACCAGCGUCAGCUGGCCCAGGCCCUGCUUAUGAAACAGCAGCAGCCUCCACCUUCCUCCCACACUGGCCUGCACCCACAUCUUGGCAAGGCAACCCUGGAUACUUUCACGGGUCAUCCUCAGACUUUAGGCCUCUCCGUCUCAGACCUGCAAACCAAAGAGCAGCAGUCUUCUCCAAACUCCUUCAGCCCUUAUACACUCUCUGGUUUGAACCCGAACAUGAAUGUAAACUGUAUGGAGGUGAGAAGUCUAUCUCUCAAAGACCCCCCUCAGCCUCAAUCCCGGCUCUCCCAAUGGACUCAUUCAAACUCCAUAGAUUCCCUGUCAGCUAGUGCUCAGCACAUGGAGGCAAACCUCAAUAAGCAUGGUUCAAUCUCUUCUGCACAGUCCCAUGUUCCUGUCGGAAAGAGCACCAUGGAAGAUUCCUUCAGCCCAUACAAUCUGAUGUCAAGCUCUGAAUCCCCCACCAGCACCUUGGUGUCUCCAGAGAGCUGGACACAAGGCAAAAGUCCCAAUGAGAAAAUGUCUAGUAACUCCAAUAUCAACUGGCCUCCUGAAUUUUGCCCUGGGGUGCCAUGGAAAGGUCUGCAGAACAUUGACCCUGAGAAUGACCCCAACAUGACCCCAGGAAGUGUUCCAAGUGGCCCCACCAUUAACACUAACAUACAGGAUGUGAAUCGCUACCUGUUACGUGACAGGACUGGAGCCUCGUCCCCAUCUCAGAUUGGGACUGUCUCUUCCUCGAGUGAGUGGUCAGUCAGUGCCUGUAACUCGUUCGGUCUGUCCUCUCAGAACGAGAGGGACGCUAACAGUCCAGGUAAACUCCUGGAAAUGAAGUCUACCUGGUCCCCUGGACCCAUCUCCCACACACAGGCCUCUUUAUCUCAUGAGUUAUGGAAGGUUUCCCCAGGGACACGUAACUCCAGUGCUCCCUCACGCCCCCCUCCAGGCCUGACCAACACCAAGACCCCUUCCACCUGGGGAGGAAACUCUCUUGGCCUCAGCCAGGGCUGGAAUGGCUCUUACUCCUCAGAAGGGGGAACUUGGAGCUCUGACAGUCCCAACAGAGGAAGCAGCUGGCUGGUGCUGAGAAACCUCACUCCUCAGAUUGACGGCUCCACCCUGCGGACUCUGUGCAUGCAGCACGGCCCUCUCUUUACCUUCCAUCUGAACCUGACGCAGGGCAAUGCUGUUGUACGUUACAGCUCCAAGGAGGAGGCUGCCAAAGCCCAAAAAUCUCUGCACAUGUGUGUGCUGGGUAACACUACCAUCCUGGCAGAGUUUGCCGGUGAGGACGAUGUGAACCGCUUCUUUGCACAGGGCCAGUCCCUUACCCCCACCACCAGCUGGCAGGCCAGCCCAGCACCAGGCUCCAAUCAACCCCGGCUGGGCAACCCUGCUGCCAGCCACCCCACAGGCCUCUGGAGCGGGGGUGGAGGAGGUACCAAGACAGUCUGCAGUACCGGAAACAGCAGCAGCGGAAACGGAGGUGACCUGCUAUGGGGAGGUGUGCCGCAGUACUCCAGUUUGUGGGCUCCCCCAAAUGGAGACGACACCAGGGUAAUCGGCAGCCCCAUCCCAAUUAAUACUCUGCUCCCAGGAGACCUGCUGAGUGGAGAGAGCAUGUAGGAUGUAUCGGACAUCAUAAACCAACAAAGUCAAAAGACCUAAUGGAUCAAAACCCAAGCAAAUCAAUGUGGCGAUAAUCAUUUUUUGUGGAGCUGUAAUGGAGGUUUAGGGUGAAGCAAAGCUGCAAACCUCCCACUGCUGUUUAUUUGUCCUCUGUUUUUUACGUCAGACUCUCUGUUGUGUUCGUGGAUCUUGUUCUUAGUGUUCAAAGACCUUGAGAAGCAAGAGUCAGUAGAAGCAGAAGCCUGUUAAUGCUUUUUUUUUUUUUUUUUUCUCCAAAAGGUUGUUUUUUUUUUUUUUCUCAGAAGUGUUGUUCAGGAGAAGCCAUCAACGAGGCAGCCAUCUGAAGGCGACCCAGGCACAGUGAGACCUCAUGACACCUUUCCCUAUAACCACACUGUUCUGAUGAUUGGAAUGAUCCUGGUACUUUUUUGGUUUUAAAUUUUGCAUAGUUUCUUCAGAACUUAUAUUAGCCGUAAGUGCUCUCUCUCCAGGUCCUCCUUAAAACGUUUAUUUUAUAAAACCAACAAAAAAAAAAAAAAAAAUGUAUCUUGCACAGUUCUGUUUCUGAGCCAGCGAAUAGGCCAGAGCAAAUGAGAAGAACACUCCUAGCAGUGGCCUGUCAGCAUGACUAAUCACCAAUGAUCUUUUUUUCUUUAAUUCUUUUAGUUUUACAAAAGGGAGCUGCACUGCUCUAUGAUUUCUAUUUACUCACGCCAGUUUGUUUUUACAAAAAUAUGUGUAUGGUUUUUAAAAAAAAAAAAAUAAGCUGAAUGUUAAGCUUUGAUGUAGAUGAAUGAAUGUCAGUGUGUCUGCUGGACCUUGACCAAGCAUCUGUGUACGAGUACAUAACCACUGUUAAAAACACUCUCAGUGGAGGCUUUUUAAUUAUACCUAAUGGACUUCAAUGCUGAAUCAAUCAGAAGUUAUUCAGUUACUAUGUGAAGUAUCUGGUUGGCCAUUUCUAUUGAGAUACAACCGAGACAAGAAACUCAUUCUGAUGCAUUGUGCAAUAGAAGCCAGAGACCCUUUCUUCCGUCCACACUGAAGCUUACUGAAACUUAAGACUCCUUUUUUUUGUUUCGAGAAGAUUUUUGAAGAAUUUAACCUUUGAACUAAUUUUCCCACCUUGCCUCUGUCUGUCUGGCUUGCUGGCUGGUUGGUAUUUGCGUGGAAAGGAGGAACUGUUAAUUGUGUUUGACAUCACUCCAUGCAGUUUUAAACUCGGCAUGUGUGGGAUCACACAGUCUCCCAGCCACUUCUUCACCAAACAGAAACGGAAUCCAGAGCGGAGACACAUGGCACGGGAGUCAGGCACAAUACCAAAUACAAUGGGUUUCUCUUAAUGCAGUACAGAAAAAGAGACCUUUGCAUUUGGUACAAACAUAAAAGACAUCUACGUUUUCUAUGUCUCUUCUUAAAGGGGUAUUAUCAUAGCACUUAUUACAAGAGUUAUGCUCCUUCUGUGAAGCCAAUAAAUCAGAUAACGGAGUGUAUAGUAAAAAAAAAAAAAAAAAAAACUUCUUAUGGCAACUUUGAACUUUUUUCCUUUGUUUUUGUACCUUACUGGUAUUCAAAAAAAAAAAACGUAUUUGUUUGUCGUCCAUCUCUGGUCCAGAAACUUGAGUGCAGAAAAAAAAUCACAAUGAAGGGAAGAACAAACUCUACAAUCAUCCAAAACUUGCAAUGUAUGUUUUUUGUGUCUGUACUUUUUCCCCCUUUCUAUCAAAGUGAAUGUCAUUGUUACUCAAAUGAAAUAGUCAAAUGUCUUUAUCUGUCUGGAGGAGGCACCUCGAUUAGAAAAAGGUUGAAAAGGUGAAUGUGGAAACUCAUAGGAGGACGUUUGAUUCUCCAUCAAAACUUUCUCCGUGCACCUAGUACAAUGGAAUGCAAGAAAGGACAGUAAUGACGUCAUGAUAUGGACAUUGGCGUCGUCAUUUAUCAUUUGCGUCCUUGUUGUCGUAACUUAGGUACGGAUCUUCGAAUGUCCACCGUUCCUUCUCUGGAUAACAUCACACCUCUCAUUCGUCCUCACCUACUCAUGGUCAUUGCAUGAUCUUUUUCGCUGGAGUUUGAGAUGGAAUGGAAUUGCCAGUGUUGUGAAACAUGUCUUUUUUUCACAUUCUCUUGGUCUUCAUGCAGUGGUCUUGAACUGCCUGCAGUGCAGGUGCCUCUGUAUACCUGUCCUGUAUAACGAAUGCAAAUGAAGAUCUAUGGUGUGGGCCGUAUUUGUUUUGUUUUAGUUGCUGUUAACAGUGUUCUUAGGUCAUUUAGAUUAGGGCCUCUUCUGUUGAUGCACCUCACCCUGGGUGUCCCACCUCUGACUCAGCUGCUAACAUCUUCUUUCUCUUGUGUGGCCUCGGUGAAGCCAACCCUGUUGUCGAGACAAGCCGCCCGUACUUGAAAAGCCCUGUCCGAGCAGCGUUUCUAUGGACAGACUCUUUCUGCCACUGGCUCUUUAACUACAGCACACGGUAUGCUGUCACUAUGCAAAGUUAGAGAAGAUGGGCACGUAAUGUCCGCCCUGUGCCAAUCUGUGGAAGUAUCUCACAGUCCUCCCAUAAUACUUUCUUACAUACUCAAGGCCAUUGCCAUCCUUGUAAAUUUCAAGCCAAUUUAAUUUUUUGGAGGUCUGUGUGUUAAUUCUGCUGGAUUUGAUAAAUCUCAUUUCAAUACAAUCUCAGGGCACGACAAGAUGAACUAAAUUUAUGUUUAUUGAAAGUUGGUCGUUUUGAAGAUUUAUCAUUUGUAAGUGGUUUUACGCAUUCAGUGAUGUGUAUGCAGCUUACAAAGUGUACAUUAAAGAAACGCAAGAGGAUAUUUUACAGUGGGGCAAUACAUUUAGGAGGGUGGCUAGUUUGGGUCUGCUGCAGAGCCAUCAGUUCAUUUAUACAGUAAAUGGGACCUGCUUAUCUUACCUCUCUGCUGCUGGUUGUGUUGAAUUCCCCUUAAGGUCUCAUGUGCCAAUAUAUACAUAGAUAUAUGUAGAGUACACUGUGGCAACUUCACAUCUUAAAUUCCAAUGUGUGUCGUUUUGUUGUAGAGCACUUCUGUUUGGAGGCACUUUGAUGAUUCUUGUGUGUUUGAGGUGGGGUUGGGUUCGAAAGGGUUGAGGAUAUUCAUCAGAUAUAUUUGUCACCUCAUGCUGAUUAUUUGUGAUAAUCUUGUUGCUGUCAUUGAAAGAAUCCUUUAUAACAAGCAAGAACUUUAACAGCAUUGGGGAUUAUGGUGUGCUAAUGGCAUACAGAUCAUGAGUAAUCCCUGGUACUUUUUUUGAAUACCAAAAAUGUAAUAGCAUUUUAAUAUCUUUUUUUUUUUUUAUAAAAGUUUGACAAAAACACAAUUAAAAAUGCACUUCUUGCUGAUAUUAUCUCCUGUUUGCUGGUCACAUUCUGAAGGUUGACAGCGAGCUGGAGUGCCUUUUGUGUAUGCUGUAUUAACUGUUUGUUUGUAAAAAAAUGGGGCCCUGAACUGUACAUUUCCAUCUCAGUUUCAGUUCGUUUGGGGCCUUCAAGCUGUAUAAACCUUUUUUUGUUCUUUUGGAAAAAGACAUUUCAGCAGAUGUGUCUUAAGAAAUUAAAGUGACUUUUUUUUUCUGUUUCUGGGUGGGGGUGGGGGUGGGGGGGUUCACUGUUGCCUGUGUAUGUAACUGCCUUGUUCCAAACUCAGUCACAGCUGACUGACAGUGAACCACAAUGUGGCUGUAAUUCCAAACAGUCAAACAUCACAGGAAGUCUCUGGUGACACCAGCAUAGGUAGACUACAACUAAACAUUAUCCUGUAUAUUAUCAUGCUCAUUAUCUGAAAAAAAAAAAAAAAAAUGCUAUCGGAUUUCUGAAUCCUUCCCUUUUGAAACUACUGGGUAAAAUAUAAUUUGAAUUAAGCAAUAGACCUUGAUCCUUGCAGUGUGUCAUCUGAGAGAAUUUUCCUGAAAGAAAAAAAAAAGAGUGAUCAAUGAUAGAUACCAAACAGUCUUAUUGGAGUAGCAUGUUUAAAAAUAAAUGACACAGGACAUACAUGCAGUAUUUGUGUAUACCUUCAAUCAUUAUGUUUUAUCUCUUAAUUAUAAACCAUGUUUUUGUCUCUAGGCAAAGAAUGAAAAAUCAUAAACAUAUCAAAAGAAAUAUCUUCACCGAUACUUGAAUUAAAGUGCGCCAAUUGUAAAAUGUGAAUUUAUUUUUUCAUACAUUUUUGUUUGGGUCUGACACUUUCAAGGUAUUUGAUAACAUGCUCACAAGAUUUAACAUUCUUCACAAGAAAGAAAAGAAAUGCGAUCUUAAAAAAAAAAAAAAAGGUUGAAUGUGUUUGAGUGGUUUUGUAUGUGCGCUCUCUAAUCACUGCUUCUCGUCACGGGGCGACUGUCUGCAAUUAUGAUCCAUUUACUUAGUAUGGUGUACUAUCGCUGUUAUUUUUAUGUGUGUGUGUUUUUAAAAUUGUUCUAACAUGGUUACUAUCUAGCGUUGCACUGAGUGUCUUUUUUCCCUUGCUCAGCUAUACUAAAAAACUGAAAACUGCAGGGGAGAUGAUGACAAUUCAUGUGUUAAUGUUUACUCAAGGACUUUAUGGAUUUAUUGUCAUCUUAAAAUGUUUAAAACCUGUAAAAUUGUAUCCUCAUAGUGGCUUUUAAUGUGGAGUAAUUCCCACAAGAGUUAUCAUUUUGAAGAGUGUUGCAUCAUUUCAAUUGCAUUAUUAAAAUAAAAUAAAAAAAUACAAAAAAAUGCCAUAGUGAGAAAGUUGGUAGAGAAGCAGUUACAUUUAUGGAUGAACAGUAAAGAUAACCAGAUGCUAGUUAGUGACAUUCUGACUCAUUUCAAAAGGUGCCUCUCUUCCAUUCUGUGAAAUUCUUUUUCUUUUCAAAUCUACCUACCGUUUACAAAAGGUUGAAUUUUGUGAACUUGCAAAAAGAAAAAAAAUUGAUUAAAAGAAUGCAAGAAAAAAAAAACUUCUUCCAUCAAAUAAAUGUGAAAAAAAAAAAAACCUUUUCAAAUGAAGACGUAUGCUACUUGCUGAACUCUGGGAUUGUUUCAGUGUUGCAUUGUGUUUUGCUUAUGAAUUACAUUAUUAUUGUUCUUGUUGGUUGAACUAAUGCCGAAAUGUCUUUAAGUUUUCAUUUCUGUAAAUGUAACAUGAUUCUGUCACUGUCUUGCACACUGACAAUGGACUUGGAUAUUUUCUCAGGAAGAUUAGGGGUCCAGAGUUCCAGUUCCACUGUUAUAAGGUUGAUUAUCAUGAGAAUUUAAGUCAGUUAAUGAAAGAAGAAAAAAGAUGUUGAUAGAAAUCCAGCUUUAAGCACUGAAGGUUAUGGAUUUAAAAAUGUCUUUUUGAAUUUUAAUCCGUAGCAGAUACACAUUUACCAAAUAUUAGAUUUGUAGUGAACCUAUGCGUUAUAUUUCUUGAAGUGGAGUACUUUCCAUUUGAAAUAUGUUUGUUUGUAUCUGUCGCUUUAUGUACAAAUACAGUUUUGUUUAUUGGUUAGGUUGUGGAAGGACCUACCACUGUUUGAUUUUACCUUGCCUGAUGUUUCUCAACGAGGUCCAGUAAAAGAUGCUUGAUAUUCCAUCCUCUUGUCUUUACUUGUUUUAAAAAUUUAGUAGAGGCCUGUAUGCAAAGGCCUGAGAAUUGUAGAUUAACACAGAACUUGAACUCUUACCAGAACUUCUUACUAGUUUUUGAGUGUAGGAUGAAAAUACUCCAAGUUAAUUCUCCAUCUAGGUUUAACACUAGAUGCAGAAAUAAGAUGUUGUGAAAGGAAUAAGAAUCUAUGCACAAGUUUGAGGGGGACAGUAUGUCCAGACACACUAUUCUUACAAGGAUACAAGGGUCUUUUUGGUGGGUAGGGGGAUUUCCAGUUUCUUUGUAUGAGUUUUCAUUUUAAUCAGCAGAAAGUGUCAUCACCAUGCUCUGUCUUUCAACCAAGGAUCAUCAUCAACCAAGCACUGUGGGUUUAUGCAAAUCUCUGACAUUCUGGUGUUUAAAUGGAACGAUGGGUUGUGAAAGGGAAUUUAACUGUUUCUCUUUAUUGUUCAGAUAUUAAGAACAAGACUGUACUGAGAUUUAACAAUGUUGCUGGCUUUUAAAUGUUUUUUUUUUUCCUUACCCAUAAAUGGAUAGCUGACACAAAAAUGAAAAUCCUGUCAUUUACUCACUCUCAGGUUGUUCCAGAUCUGUACGAGUUUCUUUCCUCUGGUGAACACAAAAGAAGAUAUUUUGAAAAAUGUUACUGGUAGCCAUUGACUUCCUUAGUUACUUUUUUUAUGUUGUUGUUUUUUUCUCUCACUAUACUAUAGAGAUACCAACAACUGGUUACCUACAUUCUUCAAAAUAUCUUCUUCUGUGUUCAACAGAAGAGAGAAGUUUAUACAGGUUUGGAACAACAUGAAGGUGAGUAAAUGAUGACAAUUUCAUUUUUGUGUGAAAUAUCCUUUUAAUAGAAUGUGAUCGUUGAGGACUUGCACCGAAAAAGUCUUUCCAUGUGCUAUGGAGAUUAUUUCAGCCUAUAUUAAUAAACAGCAUUUUUCCUCUUGAA